AUGGUAACUGUCGAAUUAAAAUUAGACGAGUUGACCCAUAGAGUUGGGGGAGGCAUAAGUGAAAUUUGUACCUUUUGUGAGGUAAGAUGUUCAUCUUUAAAUGAAUAUAGCUAUGCGGAAUAUUGUGAACCGGAAAACGUAGUAGUAGUAUAG
This is a messenger RNA of Paraglomus brasilianum, 153 nucleotides long. Lineage: Eukaryota; Fungi; Glomeromycota; Glomeromycetes; Paraglomerales; Paraglomeraceae. The record is from the annotation of a GenBank genome assembly.